AUGGUCUUAGGCAUCUUAAGUGCGGUCGCGGCCUGUCCAGCAAUCGUAGGUACUACUGAAGCAGUCAGACACGGACAAAAAGCACAAGCCAAGGAAGUUCAUAGGGGUCAAAAAGUGAACUUGGUAGUCAGAUUACCAGUCCCUGUAGCGGGCUACAGUGAGAAAUUCGAAGGAUCACUGAUAGUUCUGAAAGAAAAUAAAGUGUAUAUACAACACGCUCAAUCUCGUUUUCCACCUUAUUCCGUACAUCCAUUCGCUGGAUACUACUUACCCUAUCCUGCGAAUCAAAAUAAGUGGGCUGGCGCCGGAUACAAAGGAGAAGGUCUAGUCAGUACUAUAAAUGAAGAAAAUCAUCUAAAUUGGUUGUAUGUCGAUCGAAAUACUCAUGAAGUCAAAUACGGUAUCAGAGCAGAAGCAGAAGUACACUGUACUGGUCCUUGGGAUUGUACUUCUGUGGACAGAAGAAUGACCUUCGAAGGGUGGGAAGGGUUUGUCGGAGUUCAAGUUGACGAAGAAGAAAAUCUGUGGGCAUUACAUUUUGAUCGACAUGACGAUGGUCUGUCUUCAGAGGGUCUAAUCGGUGAUCUUGAAGGAACAGGCGCUCAAAGAAGAAUGCUAGAGGUACAGCUAGUAAGGAAAGAAAGACAGAAAGAUUUUGAAAUGGCUUGUGAAGAGCGGGUGGAAAGACUUAGAGCGAUAAAGGGGAAACAGAAAGAGCAACAAGAAGAGGAACUGCAGGAGGAGAAAGAGUAA
This is a messenger RNA of Kwoniella shivajii, 753 nucleotides long. RefSeq lists its product as uncharacterized. Bases 1 to 753 code for a protein of 250 amino acids. Lineage: Eukaryota; Fungi; Basidiomycota; Tremellomycetes; Tremellales; Cryptococcaceae. The record is from RefSeq and is a predicted model, not a curated record. The transcript has 2 exons.